CUGCUGCUCUCUCCCUCACUGACACACCAAGCUGGAGGCAGAAGGACUCAUUCUAUCACUUCUUGCAACCACUGGUAUUCCACCUUUAUGCCAUCACUCCCCACCAUGAAGGAGAGAAGACUACCCCAGCCUUUUGUAGCGAGGUGUAAACUGGUCCUAGUGGGAGACGUCCAAUGCGGGAAGACAGCGAUGUUACAAGUGUUGGCCAAGGACUGUUACCCAGAGACGUAUGUCCCGACUGUGUUUGAGAACUACACAUCCUGCCUGGAGCUUGAAGACCAGCGAGUGGAGCUCAGUCUCUGGGACACAUCAGGUUCUCCCUACUACGACAACGUCAGACCCCUGUGUUACAGCGACUCAGAUGCCGUGCUCUUGUGCUUCGACAUCAGCCGACCGGACACAGUCGACGGUGCUCUGAAGAAGUGGAAAGUAGAGAUCCAGGACUUCUGCCCGAGCACACGGAUCCUGCUAAUAGGCUGUAAGACGGACCUGCGCACGGAUGUAUGCACACGCAUGGAGCUGUCCAAUCAGAAACAGAGUCCCAUCUCCCAUGAACAGGGCUCGUCCAUGGCCAAGCAGCUCGGAGCGGAGACUUACCUGGAGUGCUCGGCCUUCACGUCAGAGAAGAGCGUCCACAGUGUUUUCCGUACCGCCGCUCAGGCCUGCAUGAACAAACUCCCGCCUGCCAGUAAACCCAGCCCCAUCCGCCGCCUCUCCAAGCGACUCCUCCACCUGCCCAGCAAGACAGAGCUGCUCUCCUCAGCCUUCAGCAAGGACAAGUCCAAGAGUUGCUCCAUCAUGUGAAGACUGCGGGGAUCAUGCUCAUAAAGCAAGGACAAGCAAACCACUGUAUACUGUACGAAGGACGCAGGGUGUGCAAGGGAGAGAGAGCAACGAUGUGGAUUUCUACAAAGCCCCUCUCUCUCCUUUGCAGCCCAAACUCCCUCCACCACUUCAAAAAAACCACGGAUGCAAUCUCCAUAGUCAACUCUGACACUGAACUUUUCACCAUGACCUGUCACCAGCAGUCAGCGCAGGGACAGAGUGAAAAAUGUUUGAGGUUGCAAAAAUUCCUGAUCAAAUUAGAUAAUCCUGUACAAAGAGGGCCUAACCGGCACUUGAAGGUGCAUAGCUGCUCCCCUCACUUAAAGGUGGCUGUGAUGGAGUCAGCUCAAAUAAGGUCAGUGCCUCCUCUCUGCUAUGGGGGACGUGGUUGUAAACACUGCAUUACCCUGAUGAGACCCAUUGGAAAUUCUGAGAGUGGAGCCCUUUCCCAUCCGUCUUUUGAUUUGAAUGUCUCUUUAAGGUCACAACACGGGCUGAGUGACUGGAUGAAAUGUAAAAUCUGACAUCGCAGGAUAUAUGCGGCCUGCGUAAUUUUAAACCGAGGCCCUUGACGAAAAAAGAAAAUUCCUCCAGCUGGAACCCUCGCAGUGUUUCGUUUGGGAAUUAAAGCUGACAGUGGAGAAACAAGGGGUAGAGCGACGGGAGGGAUUUGGCAAGCAGAGUUUUCACUUGCAAAGGCGGUGGGAGGACGACCUGCGAGCACCUCUGAAGGAGCAAUGUGACUCAGCACUCACCUGAGCCACUAAACAGCGUUGGGAUGACUUGCUCUGUCACAAAUGCAAACAGAAUCUGGGCCAUGGACAUGUUUUAUCAGAUCCCCCAUCACCACAGCAGACUCAAUUGUUCAGUGUUAUUAACAAUAAGCCUUGAUUUGAGCAGUGUUGCGUCAAUGAUGCCUCAUCUAACUACUCCCUCCUGCUUUAGCAGCUUAAUGGAUAUCAGUUUUAAAUACAAACAUCUAAAUCAACAUUUCUCAGUCUAUAAAAGAUAAAAACAAAUAUUUCAAAUCGUGGUGGGUUUAUUUUAAUGAGCCAUAAAAGUUCCUUGUUUGAAUCUGCUGCCUCAUGGAUAUUUAAAGAGUAAUAGUUAAUUUGGACUGUCGGUGUCUCGUGAGCUCACCAUGCUUCAACACGCUCCAGGUAGAAACUGAUGCUGCACAACCUGAGUAAUCAUCCUCUCUGUUUCACACUUUUCCAAAGCUUGGCACCUACAUUACUUACACUGCAACUCCCCUGCUGAGAGUUCAGCUGUGGUUUGGGGGCCUCAUGCUCCUAGCAAUCUCAUUAGCCUCUGGGCUCAAAGGCCUAUAUUUUGGGGGCCUCCGGUGUAGACAGCUGAUAUCCGGGCCAAGACUCCAUCUUCCAUUCACCCAAAACUCUGAACAAUCCAACUCGGCUCCUUUUUCACACAUAUUCAGGAUCUGUCUAUAGAGAUUAUGCUAAUAGUGGCUAAAGUAGCCUCGGGCUGCUAGCUUCAGGCAAAGAUGGCUACAGAGUUCUGGUAAAGUUUUUUUUAAGCAUACUGUUCGUAGUAGUUGUAGUAUUAUUCCCCAAGACUGGAAAACCGGUCGGUUUAGAAGCUCCUGCAGCCAUUUAAUGCCUUGAUGCAUUGUUGGCUUUAGAUACCGAGGAUUGGGAGUAGGUCGUUGUACCCAACAGUGCAGAUUGGAGCGAUUCAGUGAUUGAAAACUGACAGAACUAGGGUGAAUACGACUAAGACUAAAUUCCCCUUUCAUUGGACCAUAAGUAUUGUAAUCAACGACUUAACAUCUUUGCUUGAAACCUAAAAAUUCACAUAUUUACCCCAAGUUGUUUCCCGAAUAUCAGUUCAUGUGUUUUUUUGCAAGAUUGGCUGGUUUCAAAACCAGUAUGACCUUUAGCUAAAUCUCUAACCCCAGCCAUAGUAGAUGCUUAACGUGACCCUAACCAUACCAUAACCUAACCAAAGAUCUGAGACUGAGGAAGGUGCUACAGGAACCACAGUGUUAACAGUAAGGAAAGAUUAUCUGAAAGGGGAACAGACUCUGACACAACGCCGGCUCUGCCAUCAUUCCACAAGCGCAUUGCGGACAGCGUCACACCAUCCCGGGUAUUACCACCUACUCCUGGGGCUUAAAAUCUAAUUCCCACCACAUCUGGAUCAUCACCCAAAAUGUCCCUGAGAAGAAGGGCUGGUGGAGCGAGGGUUUUUACAUCGAAUUACAGGCCGGUCCUGAAUUGAGUUUUUUUUUCCAUUUCUCUUUUUAUUUAUUUCUAUGCUUUUAAAAAUCUCUCAACUUCCCUGCAGAGUAUUCCUGACAUUUUCCAUUUAUAACGUUUUUUUUAAAUUUUUUUAGGAUGUUCCUUCUUGCUUGUGGUUGUCUUCAACGGUUUUGUAGCUGUUGAUGUUGCUCUUGUAUUCGCUCGAGUCUUCUGGCAUUAGUGGCUGUUGACAGCUCAGCUAAUGGAGGACUAGAUGAUUUGUAGGUCUGCACCGAGAAGCCCGGACUUCUCUGGAUCUACGGCACACUGGAAUUUAAUGUGUUGCCUGGCAACAGUGUGAGCAGCACUCGUGUC
Molecule: messenger RNA, 3401 nt
Organism: Pleuronectes platessa (European plaice)
Lineage: Eukaryota; Metazoa; Chordata; Actinopteri; Pleuronectiformes; Pleuronectidae
Product: rho-related GTP-binding protein Rho6
Exons: 5
Coding region: 88-804 (238 amino acids)
Biological process (GO): small GTPase-mediated signal transduction
Molecular function (GO): GTPase activity; GTP binding
Source: RefSeq, a predicted model, not a curated record